GCUAUCUUCAAAUUCACCUCCUUCCAUUUCCGUUUCUGUCUCCUCCCAUAGAAAAAAAAAACAUAAACUCUAUUUUAGUGCAGAUGGAGUUUCUGUUCUUUUCCAUUUAUUUAUUAAGUUUGAUCUCCUUCUUCCAUGGGACUUCAGGGACUACAUUUACACUUGUAAAUAAAUGUGAUUACACAGUUUGGCCUGGUAUCCUUGGCAACACCCAGUUAGAUUGCACAGGUUUCGAGCUACCAUCUGGGGGGUCACGGUCCUUCCAGGCACCGCCCAGUUGGUCAGGUCGGUUCUGGGGGAGAACCGGUUGCGCAUCGGACCAAACCACAGGCCAACUCAUUUGCCAAACUGGUGACUGUGGUUCCACCCAAAUUGAAUGCAAUGGCAGAGGCGCCACUCCCCCUGCCACCUUAGCUGAGUUCACGACAGGGUCAGGCACCCAGGACUUCUACGAUGUCAGUUUAGUUGACGGCUUCAACUUACCAAUGAUCGUCGAGCCGAGCGGUGGGUUGGGCAUGUGCUUCUCAACAGGGUGCAUCAAUGACUUAAACCGGCAGUGCCCGACGGAGUUAAGGGUCGAUUCCGGUGAGGCUUGUAAGAGUGCAUGCGAGGCUUUUGGGACGCCCGAGUAUUGCUGCAGUGGCCCCUACGCCACACCCGACACCUGUAAACCAUCUGUUUAUUCGGAGAUGUUCAAAGCGGCUUGCCCAAAAGCGUAUAGCUACGCGUAUGAUGAUGCUACCAGUACGUUUACAUGUACGGGAGCUGAUUAUACGAUCACAUUCUGCCCUUCAUCAACAAGUCAAAAAUCUGAGAGCAAUGCAAUCCCAACAACAGCGACGACAUAUGGAUCUAUUACAGGGUCAGGAGAAGUUUCAAGUGAGGAAAAAGGUUCAUGGUUACCAUAUUUACUUACGGGGGAUUCUUCCAAGUCUCUUUCUGAUGCUGUUUUUCACACCACGUUGUUGGCCAUCUUCUUGGUCUUCCUCGCUUAGAGUUUCACUUCUUCAGCAUUAUGGGGAAUAGAGUAGUGCUGGUAAAGUCCAGUUUUCCAGGCCAUGUGUAUAGAAAUAUAAGACU
This is a messenger RNA of Gossypium raimondii (Peruvian cotton), 1080 nucleotides long. RefSeq names its product thaumatin-like protein 1. The record is from RefSeq and is a predicted model, not a curated record. Lineage: Eukaryota; Viridiplantae; Streptophyta; Magnoliopsida; Malvales; Malvaceae. Gene Ontology annotation, biological process: defense response. The transcript has 3 exons. Gene Ontology annotation, cellular component: extracellular region. The coding region runs from base 84 to 995 and encodes 303 amino acids.